Molecule: messenger RNA, 1259 nt
Organism: Diabrotica balteata
Lineage: Eukaryota; Metazoa; Arthropoda; Insecta; Coleoptera; Chrysomelidae
Source: the annotation of a GenBank genome assembly
UCUUAAUAGAACUUUACCGUCAGCGGACUACAAACCAUACCGUGUGAUCAACUGUGAACAUCAAAUUGGAAAGAUGCGUUACGAUUUAAUAAUUGUUAUAGUAUAUGCAUCAAUUUUUGGUUCUAAUGCUUACGAAUAUGAUCAAACGGAGAGCGUUGUUAAGGCCCAUAAUGAAUUUACAAUAGAUGCAUAUCAGGAACUCGUGAAAAUAUUUAACGGUAGUAACUUUAUGGUUAGUGGAUUAUCUGCAGAAAUCGCAUUGUCUUUACUUGCAAAUGGAGCCAGAGGAGAGACACAAUAUCAACUAUUGGAAGGUUUGAGAUUACCAUAUGAUAUAGAAAGUGUAAAUAAAGUGUACGCUAAUUUAACAUCUCGCCUUAAAAUAAACCAAACACGGACCAAACUGUUAUCAGCAAACAAAAUAUACGUAGCUCAAAACUUUUUAAUUAAAAAUCAAUUUCACGAUAUUGCUGUUAAAAUGUAUGAUGCAGAAGUACAGAAUCUUGACUUUAAUAAUUCAGAAGAGGCCGCUAACACGAUUAACGACUGGGUUGAUCACAAAACUAACAGCAGAAUUCAAGAUUUCGUUGAUUCUAAAACGUUGAAUUCUAACACAAAAUUAGUAUUGGUCAAUGCUUUAUACUUCGCUGGCGAAUGGAAAAAUCCUUUUCCAAUAGAAAAUACUGCUGAUAUGACAUUCCACAGCUCACCCACUGAAUCUAAAAACAUCACCACUAUGUAUACCGUAGCAUCAACCAAAUAUGCUUACAAUGACAAACUUAAAGCCGAAUUUUUGGAGCUUGAAUUUACCGACGCAAAUAUUAGUAUGACAUUUGUUUUACCCGACGAAAUAGAUGGACUGGGAACUGUUGAACAAAAUAUCGCGGAAUAUUUGGCUCCUCAAAACAUGAAAAUAAAGGAGGUUCUCAUCAAACUGCCCAAAAUCAGACUCGAGACAGCAAUUAAUUUUACAUCCAUCCUAGAAUCGUUGGGCAUGACAGAUAUAUUCAACGAUGCUGAUCUUUCUGGAAUCGCCGAUAAUAAACUUGAGGUCUCCAAGGUUGACCAAAAGACAUACAUUGAUGUUAAUGAAUAUGGUGCUGCAGCUGCAGCUUCUACAGCAAUUUCCGUUCACAACCGUCAACAUGGCUUUCAAAAAAAAUUUCAGGCUGACCAUCCUUUCCUGUUUUAUAUCAAAGAGAAUGAUCUUGGGGAAAUACUUUUUGUAGGAAGAUUUACGAGUAAAUAGAUAGAUCGAC